CAUCGUCAACAUACAGAGUUACGAAUAUGGAUGAGCGUACAUCUAAGGGAAAGCUCCGGGAAGAAUUCAAUAUUGUCAAAAUAGAGAUUGCGGAGGUGAAAAAGAAAAUGAAUUCGAUCAUGGAAAAAAUAGUUGAACAAAGCUCUGACUCAGGUUCUGACUCUGACUCUUCUUACGAUUCUGAUGAUCAAUCAGAAGAACCACCGUAUAAUUCAAUAGAGCACGUUUUUAGCUCACCUGUAUUGUCCUCCAAAAAGAGAUCUUCGUCGGAAGUUCGUCGAGCCGAAGAGGUUAAAACGACCAAGUUGGUGUUUAAUAUGGGCGUGUCAUGUGCCGGAGACGACACUCAAGGAUUAGACGAGAUGAACCCCAAAUCAUUUUACCAGAAAGAACAGUUGACUCCCACCUGGCGUUGGGAUCAAUAUCGAGUCAAGUCGAAGGUUACUAAAAGCUAUGUCUUUAGUGGAGAACUAAAGUCCGACGAAGUGAUAAUUCAAAUGGGACAUCAUGUGCUGACCAGAAUGGAUCUGAGUUCUCUGGAAGAGGGACAACACAUUACUGAUUUGGUGGUUGAUGCUGCUGUGUGGUUGUAUACUGGCGAGGGUGGGUGGGAAGCUAACACAGAUGGAUGGUCAUACAUGCCUGUAGUGUUUGCUGAAUAUAUACUAAAGAGAUCGACAGAAACUGAGGCGGUUGAUCUUAAACGGAUGAUUAGGGGGACUACUGACCCAUGUAGUUGCCAUGAUAUGUUCAUUCCAAUGCGUGAUGGUCAGCAGUGGUAUGUUGUUCUGGUUGAGUUUGAAGACAAGAAAGUGAGAGUAUUUGAUGCAAUGUGGGAUGAGGGGGCAACCAAGAGAGAUGCAGAUGUCAGGAGUGUGCUUGCAUUCUGUGACGAUAUGUAUGAGAAACGUUAUUUCCCUGGAAAUGCUUCCAAUCGAAAAGUCAAACUAAGUUCUAUGCCUAUAGAGAUAUGGCGCCAUGCAUCCUACGAACACACUGAAGAUUCUGGUUUGGCUGCAUUGAGCAUCAUAAGGGACCGCACGAAGAGCUGGUGGAACAAUAGAGUAAACAUGCCCACACGAACAAGGGUUCUGAUGGAUCUUGUGUACUGCUUCGACAAUCUCAACAACAAUCGGGGUUUCUACGACAGUAUGUGCGAUUGGUACAAGGCGACCAAGGUCCAAGGUGAGGAACACGUGAAGAAGCGACUGCAAGAUGUGUUGGGAUUGCCUUCCGUGCUCUUCGGGGAGCCCUCCAAGGAGCCCUCUGAAUCUGACUAUGAUGAUUGUUGAACUUAGUUUGGGUGGAUGUGAAAAUUUGUGGAUGUUUAUAAUUUUCAGUGUUGUUAAAACAUGGUUGGUGGAA
Messenger RNA from Tripterygium wilfordii, 1365 nucleotides. RefSeq lists its product as uncharacterized. NCBI's taxonomy places the organism in Eukaryota, Viridiplantae, Streptophyta, Magnoliopsida, Celastrales, Celastraceae. The record is from RefSeq and is a predicted model, not a curated record. Gene Ontology annotation, biological process: proteolysis. The transcript is spliced from 10 exons. Gene Ontology annotation, molecular function: cysteine-type peptidase activity. Bases 27 to 1292 code for a protein of 421 amino acids.